Messenger RNA from Pelobates cultripes (western spadefoot toad), 13515 nucleotides. The record is from the annotation of a GenBank genome assembly. NCBI's taxonomy places the organism in Eukaryota, Metazoa, Chordata, Amphibia, Anura, Pelobatidae.
CGUAGGAUGACAGCAUCCAGAGGCGGCAGUCUUAGCCCUAACAUGGCAUGGUUAAGGGACAGGGACACUGCACCCAGACCACUUCAUUGAGAUUACGUGGUCUGGGUGACUAUAGUCUUCCUCUAAUAAGCGAAAUAUUAGAUUAAGCUAUUUCUUAAUUUUCCUAUUAUUACAUUGUUAUAAAUUAUAUAUAGUGUAUGACUGUUGGUAUUUAAAUCUUUUUUUUUCCUCUCUGUUAUUUUAGGUUCCCAGCAUGUUUCAAAUCGAAUACUAUUGUGACUUACAAUGGGCAUCAAUACUUCUGAAGAUGGGAAUGGUUUGAGAACUGGCACUGCUGUUGAAAAUGGAGCUACUAUAGUAGCUGAGUCCAUUGCUAUAAUUAUUAUUGAUAUUCUAAUAUGCUUGGGAAACCUUGUCAUUGUGGUAACCCUGUACAAGAAAUCCUACUUGCUCUCCCUCAGCAAUAAGUUUGUCUUCAGUUUGACUCUUUCAAACCUGCUUAUGUCUAUGUUCGUUCUUCCCUUUGUUGUCGUCAGCUCAAUACUUAGGGAAUGGAUCUUUGGAGUAGUUUGGUGCAAUUUUUCUGCACUACUGUACAUGCUGAUCAGUUCUGCCAGUAUGCUUACUCUAGGGAUUAUAGCAAUUGAUCGGUAAGUUAUAUUUUUGUUUACAUGUUGUAUGGAGAACCUUACAUGUCCCCUUCCUACAUUUUUCAUUAGAGUCCUCUUUUUGUUUUGUUUCUUGGGUGAGGGGGAUUGGGGUACGGCCAUGUUUAUGGAGACAUACACUUGUAUGAUCACUAAUUCUUCCUUAAAAGGCAUUCCAUGAGAAGUCUCAGCCAGUUCUUGGUUUCUCCAGAUAUCAUUGAUGGAUAAUAUCUGGUAAUAGAAUAUUCAGGGCUUAGAUGUAGGUCUUGCUCUAUUUGCAUAUUAUUUAAAUCCAUAGAUUGAGGGAUAAUAUCCUCAUGAAGUGAUGCUCAUAACCACAGGUAAUUAUUGAAAAAUAAUAGCUUUAUCUUUCUUAUUUCAGAAGAUUACAUUGUUCAGCAUUGUGUGAUAGUCAAUAUACCACAUGCACUCAGUUCACAUUUGCGCGUGUGUGUGUGUGUGUGUGUGUAUGUGUACAUCCAUCUAUAUAUUUAUAUAAUAUAUGUUGCUCAUAUUACAGCCAUGUUGCCUCUUUGAACACACAUACACACACUGAUACAUGCACACUCAAACACUCAGAUGCACAAAAACACACAAUGAUAAACAGACACACGUUGACAAAUCUGACAAACAAUCAGUGUCUUUCUAGCAGUGAGUAUUGGUACAUGUGUGUGCGUGUCUGGCAUUGUGUGUCUAUGUAUAUGCCUGAGAUUGUGUGUGGUAGUAAAUAUCAUUGUGCAUAUACGAGUGUAUAUGUGUGUGUAUCCAUGACUGUGCCUAGAAGGCAUAUCUCUGUGUCUGGGAGUGUGUGUGGAGCAGCUGCCGGCAGUGUGUAGUCUAUAUGGAGAGACUGCUUGGUGCAUAUGUGGGAGGGGGGCGCCUGUGUAUGACUGAGUGUGAUUCAAUAAGUGUUUGUGGGGUGAGCUUCACAGAAUGAUGGGGUGUGUGACAUGAUGACUGUUGGGAGCCAAUUGUGACAAGGUGAUUGGGGGGUUACAUGGUGACUGUCUGGGGGUUGCGUGUUGGCACAAGUGGGUAUCCCUCUAUGUGGUAAAACCAAUUCGAAGGGAUAUUUUUCUUACAAUACAGGACUGAUACAAAGUUUCCCUUAGAGCCAUAACGAAAACAAGGUCUUUCUGUACACAGUUCAAGAUGUUCUAUAUUGGAUAACAGGUCACAGAACUAUCUUAGCAAUAGCUUGUCAGGUUGCUUACUAUAAAGUAAACUGAUCAGAACUGGCUUCCCCUUACUGCAGCAGUGAACCCGUCACAGAUGUGGGUCCCACUAAUGGGCCGUUCAGCUAAAUACUUGUCACAAUGCGCAAGUCCAGGACAUCACCAGUGAUGUGAGAUCAUUUAAUGUCUAAUCUCUGUUGCACAUGUGCAAUGCAACAUUCCAUUAUCCCUAAGGAUAGGAUACCGAUUAGCUGGAUAAGUUUCCUUCCCGAAGUGUGUCUUGAAAGUGCAUGCAAAACAGGGGGUGAGAGAUCUAUAUAUUAUAUUUAUUUAUUUAUAUAUAUAUUAUUUUUUUUGCCUGCUUUUUACAAAAUUUAAAACUAAAGCUAUUGAAUAAGAUGAUUGUCUAAACGUGAUGCAUGUCCCUUUCAGUGUUUUUUGGUAUAUAGAUCUUGUCCCUGCAGUCGUAGUGCUCCAUUAUCUGACAUUUAGGAGUUACAUCAUUAUAUAUAUUUUUUUAUUAUUCUAUACUGUCAGCACCAGCCCUGGCUGAGACUCCUUACACACUUCCUUUCUUCAGAGUGUGUUUUAAUUUAGAAUUGUGUUUUCUCCUCUGUUAAUAGCCGGCUAGAGUUUGCAACAGCCCUGUGUAUGAUUAAAGUUCAAUUAGCCAGGGGAGGGAUGGCUAGUGAUGCGCAAACAAAAAUAAUUUAAAGUAUCUCACAAACGUGAGUACACCCCUCAUGUUUUUGUAAAUAUUUUAUUAUAUCUUUUCAUGUGACAACACUGAAGAAAUGACACUCUGCUACAAUAUAAAGUAGUAAGUGUACAGCCUGUAUAACAGUGUAAACCAGACCUAAACCCUAUUGAGCAUCUGUGGGGCAUCCUCAAACAGAAGGUGGGGGAGCCCGCGGUCUCUAACAUCCACCAGCAACGUGAUGUCAUCAUGGGGGAGUGGAAGAGGACUCCAGUGGCAACCUGUGAAGCUCUGGUGAACUCCAUGCCCAUGAGGGUUAAGGCAGUGCUGGAAAAUAAUUGUGGCCACACAAAAUAUUGACACUUUGAGCCCAAUUUGGACAUUUCCACUUAGGGGUGUACUCAUUUUUGUUGCCAAAGUUUAGACAUUAAUGGCUGUGUGUUGAGUUAUUUUGAGGGUACAACAAUUUUACACUGUUAUACAGGCUGUACACUUACUACUUUACAUUGUAGCAGAGUGUCAUUUUUUCAGUGUUGUCACAUUAAAAGAUAUAAUAAAAUAUUUACAAAAAUGUGAGGGGUGUUCUCACUUUUGUGAGAUACUGUAACUCCUGAAUGACAGAGAAUUGACCUGUGAGUCUGCAGGUGUAUGAUCUAUACACCAAAAUUACUUCUGUAUGGUAAAGUUGUCUUGUGGCUUAGAGUAUCCAUUUUAAUAUUGGUCUCUCUCAUCAUGAAAUGUGUUCUAAUUUUGAUGUUCUACUAUGCCUUUUGCAUUUUUACAUUUAUUUAGAUUUAUUUAUUCUAUUCUAGGUAUUAUGCUGUUCUUUAUCCUAUGGUGUAUCCUAUGAAGAUCACUGGGAACCGAGCUGUUCUGGCCAUAGCAUAUGUUUGGCUGCACUCUCUCAUCGGAUGUAUACCACCUCUCUUUGGAUGGUCUUCUUUAGAGUUUGAUCACUUCAAGUGGAUGUGUGUAGCCGCCUGGCACAAAGAGGCAGGAUAUACUGCGUUUUGGCAAAUAUGGUGUGCCUUGCUGCCAUUCUUGACAAUGAUGAUUUGCUAUGGCUUUAUAUUUCGAGUGGCUAGGAUAAAAGCACGUAAAAUUCAUUGUGGAACUGUUAUUAUUGUCCAAGAUGUUUCCCAAAAGAAUGGAAGAAAAAAUUCCAGUACUUCUACAUCCUCUUCAGGAAGCAAGAGAAAUGGCUUUUCCAGUAUUGUUUAUUCAGCCAACCAAUGUAAAGCCUUCAUCACUAUACUUGUUGUUAUUGGUACUUUUGUUCUUACUUGGGGACCAUACAUGAUUGUCAUAAGCACUGAGGCCUUAUGGGGGAAAAACAGUGUUUCUCCAAUGCUGGAGACAUUAGCUACCUGGCUAUCGUUUACUAGUGCAGUAUGCCACCCGCUUAUUUAUGGACUUUGGAAUAAAACGGUACGCAAAGAACUCCUAAGCAUGUGCUUUGGAAACCGGUAUCGAGAUCCAUUUCAUCAGCCUAGAACAUCGAGAAUGUUUAGCAUUUCCAACCGAAUAACAGGUAAUGUAAUACAUCUUUAUUGGCAACCUGUAGAUCAGUGUUUCGCGUUGAUCAGUAGAAGCUUUAGCUAUGUGAUCCUGUAACCAAGUAGUAGCUGGGAUCCUCAAACAAUCUUUGGGAAAGUGAACUGAGCCCAUCGCAGUGCUUUCCCAUAGUAUUGGCUGAGACUGUCAAGGAGGCAGAUCAGAGGCAGAGCCAGCACAAGUCAAACACUGCCCUGGCUAAUCAGCAUUUCAUAGAGAUGCAUUGAAUCAAUGCAUCUCAAUGAGGAAUGUUCAAUGUCUCCAUGCAGAGGGUGGAGGCCCUGAAUCCCAUUGCUGCACACUGUGCAGCACUGCCCUAGGAAGCACCUCUAGCAGCCAUCUGAGGAGUGGCCAGUGGAGGUAUCCCUAGGCUGAAAUGUAAACACUGCAUUUUCUCUGAAAAUACAGUGUUUACUGCAAAAAGCCUGAAUGGAAUGAUUAUACUCACCAGAGCAAAUACAACAAGCUGUAGUUGUUCUGGUAACUAUAGUGUCCUUUUAAAUAUAAGAAAGUGAUAUUCUUUUUCAUAUAGUGUCUAAAUCCUUAUCUAAAUCCGUCUUAAAUGAAGAAUGAGCAACCUCAACAUCCAGGCAAGUGUAACAUAUAGAGUAGCAACAUCAUAACAUCUAUAUGUUUUGUGCGCAAUACACCUUAGCAAUAUACUUGUAGUAUGAAUUGAUGUAAAUGUAGAGGUUAUGUUGGUACUGCUGUAAAUGCUACACUUUACUGCACAUGGGAUUGGUCACUUGAUAAGGAGAGCCCCUAAGUGUGAAAAAGUAAGGGACCAGUUCUUAGCCUAUUAGCAGCCUGCUGCUCGGAGGCUUCCUGAUUGAAGCUUCGGACUUGGAGCGGGAGUACAGGGGCAGUGCAAUCAGGCACAUGUUUGAAGAUUUUGGGGGUAAAACUGAUAAUGGUUUAACCUCUUCUAGUAAGAUGAUGCCCAAGACCACCUCACAUCACAAUAACGUCAUUGUAAUAAAGUCAUUAUGGUGCCCCUUUUUAAUAUUUGUUUCUGUUUUUAUUUUUGGCGGUCCAACUUACAUUGAUAUUGUACGUUUCUAGAGGAGGGACAUUCCAUUCCACAUCAGUUCACAUUAGUAUUAUUGCAAACAUUAUCUUUCCCUGCACAGCACUUCUAGCAAUUUAAAGGGUGGAGGGGUUUCUUUUUGUUCUUUGAUCACAACAUAUAACCAGAAAACAAAAAUACAUUUUUAAACACAAGCUAUUUUUUUAUUGUCCCAGAUAUUUGCCUCCUCUUGAAACUUCCAACAAUAUUUAUAUCUGUUAUGGUGGUUAUUUUCUACAUUUGGUAUCUUAUCUUGUAGUCAGGGCAUAUAUAUAUAUAUAUAUAUAUAUAUAAUAUUUUUUCAUAUUUAUUCUCUUUGUGUUGUUUAGCUUGUAGAAUUCUUUGAAACAGUCAGUUGGUUACUCCAUGGUACACACAGAAUUACUGAAGCAAAACAUGAAGUUUGAGGUUAUUGGAGAUUCUCAAAAAACACCUGUAGGGGUAGAUUUUUAUUCUCCUGAUAUUGGAAAAUAUGUCAAAACUCUGGAGACAAUUUAAUUUUAGAACGUUAGAGAAGAUGCUCAUAAAUUUACAUGGUAAUUGCCCCACUUUUUGGUACACUGAUCCACGAAGGCAUAACAUUUUUAUUUUACAUAGUCUGUGCUAGAGAUCAGAAAUGUAAACUUCAUACAGUUCUGCUUUCCUCAAGUUACCCAAUUUUCAAAUGUUUUUUCCACCCCGUUUGCCUUUAUCAUAUUGCAAAUCUAUAUAAACUAAGUAUUGUUUGUAUUGUUAAUUAUGGAUUGAACUUCCCCCUUUCUCCCCCAUUAGAUCUCGGAUUGCCUCCUCAUCUCACUAGUCUUAUGACAGUUGGAAAAGAUUCUGACCACCAAAGUACUACAACAAACACAGCCUUCAGCUACUCAAACGAUUCAGGUAAUUUUCUUUGUUUGAUAAUGUUUAGUUCAGUUCUUGACACCCAAUGAUCUACGGCUGUUAAAAUGUAUGUAGAGAGACCACACAGGUAUGAACACGCUAUUUAAAUUUCAUGGGAAAAUGACCAAACCAUAAAAUAUCUUGUAUCUCUAGUUACAGAAAAUAUAAUAAAGGAACAGUUAUCUCUAGUGGUUAUGGUGUCAGACGUGCCCAGGCCUCCCCACACCUAGUGAAAGAAGUCAAGCUAUAUUUUUUUUGAACGGUUAGACGUCUUCUUACCUGGAAUUUGCAGGUGUGCUCCCUUUCCCUAUUACUAAGCACAAAUGUCUGCACGCUACAUUGAGUCCUGUCGUGUUGCACUCAUUUGGCUGAAAUCAUCAGCACUAUAAAAGCUCUUCAGCUUGAUUAGGGGCAAAAUACCUAAUCUGAUCCGGCACGGAGGGUGAGUAUUUGUCCUGCAGCUAGACCCUAAUGGCAUAAGGCCCUCUUUUUGUAGGAUGGCAUGCCCUUACACUGGGAAAGGGUUACACAUGCACCAGACAUCCCUUGGACAUUGACAAGUCUCUCUUUACAGGCAUAUAAUUCCUAGCAUAGUGUUUCCCUAUAGAAAGGAAUAGCAUUUAUCUUUCAAACUACCUCUCUAGACAAAGUAAAUAUAGAAAUACAUGGAUCAAUUCUGUUUAAAUUCUGGGAUUCUGACUAUUUACAUAUUUUGAUCUUUUGACAGGAGGCUGUGUUUGCCUCAAGCUCUCAUCUGUCACUUUACCCUGACAAUGUGUCUCUUUAUUCUGCUAAUGGAAGAAAAAUGAAAAGCUUCAGAGAUUAUAUACAAUGGAAAAGUAAAUAACAUUUAAUAAAAGUAAAGUAAAAGUGUUUUCCUUUUAACUAAAAACAAAAAAGGAAAAUUUAAAUGGAGCAAAAAAAAAAGUGCAGGGGAUUUUCUUUGUGUGUCUAGAAUGAUAUUCUGUCUGUCUAAUGACAAUUAAACUGUUGCACACUAUGCAAUUGUAGGUAACAUUCUAAAACAAGCAUUUACUGUUUUAGUAAUCGUCGUGAGGAAGCUCAGUAGUGAAUAGUUUGCGUAGCCUGAAACUAGAUGGCUGGUGGGGACACCUAUCACCUACCAGGGAUCUGAAAUUUCUAAUGUCAUUUAUUUCUUUGUUUAGAAUUCAGAUUUUUAAUUUCUUCAGAUAUUGCCUGUUAUCUCCUAAAGUUAUGAUACAAAACAAAGAGGGUACUUUAUUAUUGAGUUCCCCCUUUAUCAUAUUGUAAAGCAUUGUGGGAUAUGUUGUCGCUAUAUAAAUGCCAGUCAUAAUAGAUCAUAGAGUAAUACAGUUUGGCAUUAAAAUGGGGACGCUGUAUAAUCUGCACCCACAGACUAAGGCAUUCCGACUUGUCAGACUGUUUUGAAGUUCCAUGCAAGCUUUCUGGAUCUAACCAGAUGGAUUAAGAACAUGGUGAAGUGGAUAUCAAUUCAGUCAAUUGAUUAUUUUGUGUAUCUGCCCUCGGCCAAAUUAAAGAAAUAGUGCGUGCACACUCCUAAAGUAAUUAACACCAGACACAGGUUUCAGGUUAAUGAAAAACUUGAGGAAUGUUUAUUCAGGGACGACGACAUGUCCCUUAUAAAGCAAAAUUACAUCAUAAGCAUUGUCAGAGAUAACAUGGAAUAAUACAUCAAUAAUUGGUUAGGUGUUAAGUGAUUCAUUUAGUGCUCUACCUACUGAGGGUGAUGUCACUAGCAUCGUGGAGGUCUCCCCCAGAUUCCAGCGCCAUCUUGUUAAUGAGGGUGUUAGUCGAGGUUGGAGGGGAAACUCCCUAGCGGCCAUUUUAGGUAAAUCACAUAUAAAGCUGGAUAAUACUGAUUGAAGUUAUACUAAGUAAAUAGACAUUUUACUAACAUAAAUUAGAUUAAUAUUUUAUGUCCACAACACGUGGCAUAUUUUUUUUUUUUUUUACAUUUAACUUUGUCAAAUCUCCAAUAACAUAAGAUUUUAUAAUUCGUUUGUGUUAACCAUAUUUUACCAUACUAUCCAUAUAUUUUUAUUGCUUAUCCUUUUAAGUACCAGUGCGGGUCUGUCGUCAAAACAAUCUGUUGUUUAUAGAUCAUAUCCAAAAUGAACUAAUCCACUUAGUUAUUGAGUUAAAGAAUUUGUAGAGCUAUAGAUGACUGUUGUUUUUUGUUUUGUUUGUUUGUUUUGUUUGUUUUCAAGCUGAUUAAAUAUCUGUUUUUCUUUUUUUUUUUAGGUACAGAUGUUAUGUUGCUGGAUGACUACAGCUCGGACAGUACCCAGCACACUAGAUCUAUUUACUCUAGAAGAAAAAGUUCUGUAACAUUUGAAGAUGAGGUGGAACAGAAAUGUGGUAAGCAAUUAAAUGUUACAAUUUUAGAGAUCGGUGUGAACAAAAAAGGAUACGACUGACUUUUUGUACCUUGAACUGGUAAAAGCAUUAAAUAAAAUAGGAAAAUUCUAGCUCAGUCACAUGCAAUUACUGGAGUUAGAAAAAAAAAAACACACUUAAAGGAACACUGCAGUGUCAGGAAUACAAACUUGUAUUCCUGACACUAUAGUGUUAAAAACACAUUUUAGUGGCUGGCCUCCCCUUGCCGCUUUAAAAAAAAAAAAAGUAUAAAACUUGCAUUUAUUUCAUUGCUAUUCCGGUCUUGCUGUGGCUGGCUAUCCCCCUACUCUGCCUCCAUGGCUGAGAUUACCAAAAUUGCCAAUCCCAGCCAAUCAAAUGCUUUUCCAUAGGAAAGCUUUGGGAGGUUAUUGCGUAUCUGUGACAAAAUUCUGCGCUGCACAAAUCAACAUCUCCUAAUAUUGAUGCUUUGAAUCAGUGCAUGUCUAUGGGGAGCAUUCAGCGGCUCCAUGCAGAGCGACGCUGAACGUCAUGACACAGGAAGCACCUCUAUGGUCGUCUGGCCGUGACUGCCACUAGAGGUGUUCCUAGACCAGCGGUUGGCAACCUUUUUUAGUGCUGUGCCUAAACAAGAUCUUGAAGUCCCUUGGUGUGCCGAUCCUAUUUUUUAAAAUUGAGGUGUGUAUGUUGCCAAAUUGUUUGUGUGUUAAAUCGAAGUAUGUAUGUUGCUGUAUUCCGCUUGUGUUAUUGUAUGUGGACUGUUACAUUGUAUAUGUUCAUGAUUGGUUUGUGAUAUUGUGUAUGAUACCUAUGAAUGUGGAUUUUGUAUGGAGGCUGCUUGUGUGUCUGGAUGAUAUGUCACAUAGUGUGUUUGGUGGUGUGUGUAUGUGUGGGACUGCUUGUGGUAUUGCAUGUGACAGGCUGCUUUUGGGUUGUGUGUGUGUGUGUGUGUGUAUAUGGAUUGUUAGUGGUGUGUGUGUGUGUGUGUGGAUUAUUUGUAUGAGUUGCAGGUUUCUUCUGAAGCUCUGUGUAUAUCUAGCAAUGUGGUUGGCUUCCCCGGGAUCCAGUCUGGACUGGGCUGGUCAGGUCAAGGGCAGGAGCUCAAUAUUUGCUGAGAGCUGCUCUUCUGCAGUGCAGAUUCCUGUUAGCAAAUGCUGGGAGAAAGUGAUUUGAGAUCACUUCCUAUAUGUGCUGCAAUGUGUAAAUUGAGGAUUGUCUCUUACCACCUGGAAUCACUGCUCAGUUUGAAUUAGAAGAUAUCUGAAGUCCUACUGGGACUCCUGUUGGGCCAGAGCUUCACACAUGACCCACGUACCAUAGGUUGCUGACCCCUGUUCUAGGCAGUAAUGUAAACACUGCAUCUUCUCUGAAAAAGCAAUGUUUACAUUAAAAAGCCUGCAGGGACAGGCUAUACACACCAGAACAAUUACAUUAAGCUGUAGUUGUUCUGGCGACUGUAGUGUCCCUUUAACACACUUCUACAUUUCUUUAAAUUAUGAUAUGAAAAUAUUGCUUAUUUAUUACACGAUUACAUAGCAGUAUGCUGCUCAGCUAGGUUUUAUGAGUACAUCACAUGUCUAUGGACCAAGGGAGUUUGUUAAUCCCAGCCAGUGAAGUAUCUAUUGGCUAUUAAUAGAAUUGAUUAAUAUACUUCCUGUAGCCUUUAGCCACUCAAUUAUUUUUGAAGUUGUUACCUUUUGAAAUAGUUAAGUAUGUCAGUGUUUAAAAGAAGGCGGAAAAAUAUGUUGCAAAUAUAUUUUGUACUUAAUGGAUAUACUUUAAAAAAAAUUGACAUAUGGCAAAUUAAGUGCGGAAAUCAUGUAGUUCAGCUUCUAUUUUAAGUAAAUACUCCCUUCAAUUUUUAUUUUAUCACUAUUUAAUACAUACACCCCCUAAGAAAAUGUGCAUUUUAUAUAUAAACAGCUUGCAAAAGCUGCACACCUGCUUUGUUUAUCUUUUGCAAACUCUAUCCUUUAUCGCCAUUGAUCAAUCAGAGGAUUCUCAUUAAGAAUCCUUUGUACUGGAGCUGUGUGUACACACGUGAUCACAGCUUUCUAAGACGUGAAGGCAGGCACACGUUAGCCCAGCUCACCUGCCACUUCCUUUAGCUCUGUGGAGCUAACGGAAAAGGGGGUGGGAGGGUGACUCUGGCUGUCUACUUUAUAGUUGGAAAGGUGUUAUGGUGCUGUUACAAAAGUUCUGAUUUCAAUUGAACAGAUUUAUAAAACAAUUGUAAUUUCUUUUGAAAUUGACACUUCUAUAAACUGUCAAAAAAUGUCAGACAUACUUAACUGCUUUAUGUAUUUGGAGCAUUCUUUUAGCAAGCUUUUAAAUCUCAUGUACAGGUAUAUCUUGUUCUAGCCAGGUUGCAAGUUGAUUUUAAUUGUGAUGUGAAAGAUUUCAUUGUUUUUACUUAUUGAUUUUUAUUUUUCUCCUCCCCUACAGAUGUUCACCCAGUGCCAGCUGAAAUCGGGGCAUGUGAUACCUCUUUGGAAUCCUUUGCAUCUAGUUUAGCCAAAGCCAUUGAAAUGGAUGCUAAAAUAAGUUUGUUUGGGGAAGACGCAAUGCAAGCUUCCUCUGUACUACGAAGUACACCAGGGAACAGCAAUAUAAACAAAGGCAGCCGAAAUCAUGUUAUCCCAAAGCAGAGGCUCAUACUGCAAAGUAUUGAUGAAGGAAAUCUGUAAAUAGCCUGAUGUGUGCUGUGUUGUAUACGACUGUGCUUCUCUUCCUGUGGUACAUGUACCCAGGGGGUAUGUCGAGAACGGUUUAAUAUUGCAAGUGUUAAUAUUAGGAGUCCUUGUUGACUUAAAAGUUUACAAUAGGAAUAUUUGGCUAGAAUGUGUUCUGAAUGUUACACUGGUUUGUGGAGAAAUUGUGUUCCAUUCACCAAACCUAACUGCAAUGCUAAAUAGCCCUAAAGUAUUGUCUUAGUAUAAAGUAUAACAUAUAAGACAUGGUAUUCUUAAAUGGAAGUGUUUCUCUACUUACAGUAAUAACCACUUAUCAAUAUAGUCACUGGGACAAGUGGAGCAAAUCACUGGGAUCAAUUACAUUGGGAUCAAUUUAUUGUGUGCCACGUAACAUGCAUUUCUCAUAGUGUUUAUUUAUAUAUACUGUUGUAAUCAAAAUUAUUCAAUCGCCAGACUUUCAGCUGUUUGCAAUGAACACAUCAAACAAAAGCAAUUAAAAUAGCUCAACACAACCAAUGAUUCAAGUGGUUUCCGCAAAUUCAACUGAAAAUGCAACUUCAUCAAUCUCAAAUUAUUCAACCCCUUCAUGGCAAGCAUAUUUUGUACCUAGUAGAGCAGCUUUUUGUUGUUAUGACCUGCUGCAAACAAGAUGCAUAGCCAGAAACCAGCUUCUGGCAGCAUUCUUGAGUAAUCUUAGCCCAUUGUUCAUGAGCAAUGGCCUCCAGUUUGAUUAUAUUCUUGGGAUUGCGUGCUGCAUCUGCCGCCUUAAUAUCCCACCAGAAAUUCGGUUUCAAGUCAGGUGACUUGGCCACUGUAGAAUUUUCCAAGACUUUUUUUUGUUGGAAGGUCCAAUGACGCUUAUGUUUCAGCUUCCUCACUGAUGGCAUGACGUUUUCUCAUAGGAUUUCCUGAUACUUCAAUAAAUCCAUCUUGCCUUUUACACGCUGCAGGUUUCCAGUGCCAGAGGAUGCAAAAUUUAUGCUUCAUUCUUCUUCUUCCUGACAUACCUCUGAUCCAUUGGGCUGAAAAGUUCGUUUUAUUUUAUCACUCCACAGAACAGAAUCCUUAAAAUUCUGUGGCUUCUUUAUAUGAUUUUGAGCAAAUUGGAGCUGACUUUUCCAGUGCUUUUGUUUAAAUAGUGGUGUAUGUCUUGGAGUUCUGACAUGGAAAACCUUCUGCGUUUUAGUACGCACCGUACUGAGCUCACUGAUAUCUCAGUGGUUGUUGUCAGCAAGUCUUGCUGCAGGUCUUUUGCAGUCACUCACAGGUUUUUUACAACCUGCCCUCUGAGAAAUCUGGUUACAGAGGAAGACAUCAAUGGCUGUAUGCCCCAUCUGGGUAGUGUAACCAUUGUUUCUUCAUCUUUGAACUUGCUAACUAUGCUUCCAAAGAUGUCUAUCUUUUUGCAUCCCGUUCCUUGUUUGUGAAGGGCGAUGAUCUCUUAAUCUCUUCUCUUAACUUUGUGAACCAUUAUUUUAGUCAUAUUUCUAACAUGCAGUUAAAGGUGACACUCAACAAACCCCUAGACAGUUCAGGUAUCUCAAGUGUUCCUGCUCAAGCACACGUGGUGCAACUAAUGAAGCCCUUCAUGAGUUGUAUCAGGUGUGCUUGAGAUAACUGUUUUGCAUAUUUGUGCUGUUUUGAGGGAUUCCAUUCAGGGGGGUUGAAUAAUUUUAAGGCUGGAGAAGUCUUUGUAAGUUGCAUUUUUAGUUGCAUUUAGGGAAUCCAUUGAAUCAUUCAUUGUGUUGAGCUAUUUCUUUGCUUUUGUUUGAUUUGUUCAUUGCAAACCUGUAAAUUCUGCAAAUUUUGAUGAUAAACCUGGUUAUCAAUGAGGGUUGAAUAACUUUGAUUGCAACUGUAUAUCCUAUAUAUCAGUCACUACAAAUGCUAUUGUUCAAAUUGUUUUGAAAGUGUUACUUAUCGUGUUUUGAUUGACAUAGGAAAGGUGUGAUAAUCCAGUACUGUGUACUGCAAUCAUUUAUUGUAUAAACUCACCGUGCACAAUGCUAAAGUGGAUUACAAUUUAAAACAUUGUACAAUGCCUAUAAUGCAGACAUAUGUUUACUUAUUUAUUGUUCUACUUUUUUUUUAUAUAUUUUUUUUUAAUGGAAAAGACUGACUUGCCUUAAUUUGUUUUCUUCUACCAAAUGUGCUUUGGACCACAUUUUCUAAAUUUGAUUUCUUUGUAUGAAUAUAUCUGUAUUCAGCAAGUGGUACUGUACAACUGCAAAUUCCUUUUUUUAUGUUUUAGUUCUGCAUGCAUGUUUUUUUAAAAUAGAUUUGAUUUUUUUAUAUUUUUUCUUAUGCAAUUUCUUUUUUUUUAAAAAUUUUUGUACUAUUUUUAGAAUUUUGGCAGUAAAAAAAAUCCAAGCUGUCUGGUGUGGUGUGUGUUUUUUUUUUUUUUUUUUUUUUUUUUUUUUUUUUUUUUUUUUUUUUUUUUUUUUUUUUU